AAAUUGACAGCUGUCUGGUAAUUUGACCACUUUCAAAUCGAAUUUAUGUUCCCUUUAUUUUGUUUACAAGUGCUAUUUUUAAAUCGUUGAAAAUUGCUCGGAACUGCGUAAAGAAUUAAGUGGUUUUAUUGAAUUAAGGUGUCGCCUAAAACAUGGCCACGUUGGAAGAUAAGAUUCUGGGCGAAAAACUGCACAAUUAUUGCAGCAGCAGCGAGGGUAGCGAUAACGAGGGCUCCGGAGAUGAGGCUCCCAAGCCAAAUAAGACUGUCUCUUCUGUAAGUACUAAGCCCCUUCCCGAAGCGAAUAAAUGGGAGGGUACUUCUACCAACACGGGGCCCAAAGGUGUUAUAGAGGACUGGAGGAAGUUCAAACAGUUAGAAAUAGAGAAGAGGGAAGAGGGUGAAAAGGUGAAAAUCGAAUUGGCGAAGAAACUGACCAUGACAGUGAGGACAGCUCUGGACGAGGAACGGGAAAAAGCCGCCUUGGAGGACCCCGACCUGGCGGAAUUGCUGAACGACGAAUUUCUUCUUAAUUAUCAAAAACAGAGGAUGGAAGAGAUGCUGCAACAAACGAACAAAAGUAAAACGUUUGGCGAAGUCAUUCUGUUGAGGAACGGUCAAGAAUACUUAGACGCUAUAGAUAAAGAGGAUCCAUCCAUUAUCGUAAUCAUCCACAUAUACGAAGAUCACGUCGAGGCUUGCAGGCUUAUGAACCAAUCCCUAAAACAACUGAGUAAAAUUCACCAGCACGUCAAAUUUUGCGCUAUCGUGGCUUCACAAGCUGGGGUAAGCAGAGAAUUUAAAGUUGACGGAGUGCCAGCCUUGUUAGUCUACAAGUCUGGCAAUAUUAUCGGAAAUUUCGUGAAAUUGACCGAUGAUUUGGGUCAGAAUUUCCAAACAGAAGAUGUACAAGGGUUUCUUGUUGAACACGGUCUUCUAGAGGACAAGAGUUUGACUCCAGCAUUGAUAAGGAGCUCCACCGCAGAUUCAGACAGUGACUAGUGUAGAUGAUUGAAGGAUAUGCAUCUUUAUAAACCAUGCAACAUUUAUAUACAAGAUUUUUUUUCUCAUCAACAAUGACGAUAUUGGACUUUCUCGCAUUAAUGGGCCACACUGUAUGAUUGAAAUAUGCUGACUUAGCUAGUUCUUUGCGGCAAACUUCAGAAGGUAGUCUGAACAGCUUCCAACCCCACAAUGAUACACAAGAUUUUUUUCGAAAAUUUAUUUUUAUUUUUUUACAUAACCUUGAAACAACUAAGCAUCAAAAAUGGCUGAAAUCUUAGUGGUCGUCGUUCAACUGUAUAUUACCAUGUAUGUAUACAUGAGGGCGGAAACUUUUUGGACUACCCUUGUAUAAUAAAUCGACCAGGCUUGAGGCUUAAAGCAGAGCUAACAAAUUCGUGACCGUAUAGACGAGUUCGGUACUUUGGAGCCACCUAUAACUUUGGUGCUAAAAAAAUUUAAAAAAAGUUGUUCAAAAAAUGUACUAUAUAUUAUUAUAUCUAUAUAUUUAAUAAUAUUUAUAACUAUAACUCCAAUGAAGCUUUAAUACUGUUUAAUCUUACCAGUAUUUCUAUGUUUAUCCUCUCUAGUGAUUUAAAAAAAUGAGGCAUUUUUGUAAAUUCAUUUUACAAAUUUAUUAAAUUUUAUGGUUAUUAAAGAAUAGUACAAUUAUUAUUGCAAUAAUAGGAUUAAUUUUAUUAUUUCUAUAUCUUAAUAUUACGAGGCUACUUAUUUUUAUUUUUUGGAAAUAAAUUAUUGAAGAAUAAAUCAGAGAUAUAGAGGUAGGGAGAAUGAGCAUGAGCGUGCGCAUAAAUUCUAAUCAAGGUAGUCGCCAUGUUCGCUCUUAAACGGCCUACACACGUAACGAUUUAUCGUACUGGGCGUUGAACUGCAGAUCGUAAAGAAAAUUGUACGGUUUGAAGUACAGCCAUUUUUUGUACACACGAUGCAACACAUUGUGCUGCCGCAGUUUAGAUUAUUCACUUUUCGUCGCGAAGGGCUACCUUUAUGUCAAGAAUUUCAAAGAAGAAAGCUGCCGUGCUUGUAGCUGCGGUAUUGCUGAUAGAUGAAGAUGAUGAAUAAAAAGAAAUCAAAAAACGAAAAUGGUGUAAAAAGUGGUUGCUGGAAA
Messenger RNA from Sitophilus oryzae (rice weevil), 2130 nucleotides. RefSeq names its product phosducin-like protein. Gene Ontology annotation, biological process: regulation of G protein-coupled receptor signaling pathway. The record is from RefSeq and is a predicted model, not a curated record. The transcript has 3 exons. Lineage: Eukaryota; Metazoa; Arthropoda; Insecta; Coleoptera; Curculionidae. The coding region runs from base 153 to 1001 and encodes 282 amino acids.